UUUUGUAGGGAAUUGAGAAGGUUUUUUGACCGUGUAAUACCAAAAGCCUUUAAAAUACCAAAGGCCUCCAAAAAUCUUUGAAUUUUAUUGUUAAUUUUUAAAUAUUUUUGGGGGCACGCGAACAUAUCCGGACGGACUUAUCGAGAUAUUUCAAUGUACGAACAGUUACCCUACUGAUUUUGGAACCUACGGCCACUGGGUCUUUGAUAGUAUAUUGUCCUAGAAUAAAGUUUUUAUAUUUUAGAACAAACAUGCAAGAAAUUAUUUUUGUUAUUCCAAUCCCGAUAUGUCCCCAUACCUUUUUGGGCACAUUAACUAAUUUAAUUUCUUUUAGCAUUUUUUUUUCAGUUAAUUUUUUUGUGCUACAAUUAUUAUUAAAUUUUCAAAAAAUGCUUUUUUCUCUACCAACAGAGGUUCAACUUGAUAUUUUUAAAUUAUUCAAUUAUGAAGAAUUAUGCUCAAUCAGACAAACAAAUUUAUAUUUUCGAGACUUUAUUAAUAAAUUUGAAGGAGAACUUGCUCGAGAAAAACUGCAUAGCGUUUCAAUUGACCAUUUCAGUAAUACGUUAAGCAAACAAAUUGAUUAUAAAUUAAUUAAAUCUAAAAAUUUUGACUUUGCCUUUUUUGCUGAGCGACAUAAAGAAGUAAAUGAACAAAUUGAACAAAAGUGGAGCGAUGGACUACAAAAUCCGAUUCCCUUAUAUUUGUCUGCUGAAGGAUUAAAAAGUUUCAAUGUUUUUAUUUUCAUAGAUGAAGGUAAUCUAUUUUUUCGAUAAGAAAUUCGGAUGGCGUUCAAAGCUAACAUAAGUGAUACUUUUCCCUUUAUUGCACCGGACAGACCCCCUUUUUUCCUCUCUUCCAUUCAAAAAUUAGGGAGGAAAAAUGGGAAAUAAAUAUCAAAAAUAAUCCGUUUUUUUGAUUGUACUCAAAAUUUAGAAAGGCAAUUUGGAUGGA
This is a messenger RNA of Meloidogyne enterolobii, 954 nucleotides long. Lineage: Eukaryota; Metazoa; Nematoda; Chromadorea; Rhabditida; Meloidogynidae. The record is from the annotation of a GenBank genome assembly.